Molecule: messenger RNA, 6788 nt
Organism: Thunnus maccoyii (southern bluefin tuna)
Lineage: Eukaryota; Metazoa; Chordata; Actinopteri; Scombriformes; Scombridae
Gene: ppm1aa
Product: protein phosphatase, Mg2+/Mn2+ dependent, 1Aa
Exons: 6
Coding region: 409-1563 (384 amino acids)
Biological process (GO): protein dephosphorylation; positive regulation of canonical NF-kappaB signal transduction; positive regulation of canonical Wnt signaling pathway
Cellular component (GO): nucleus; cytosol
Molecular function (GO): manganese ion binding; protein serine/threonine phosphatase activity; magnesium ion binding
Source: RefSeq, a predicted model, not a curated record
GGUCCUGCGCUCCUCAGCGGCUAACGUUAGCUAGCAAGCUGUCAAGCUGUCAAGUGGAGAGGCUGGGACGGACGUUUCAGCCCCCCCUUCCCCUCCCCCCUGUCUCGGCCACACAAAUCUCCAAGAAAAUCUGUUAGAAUAUACUUUAGGUCGCCAGCUGAGAUAAUGUAAUGCAUCAGGGGCGUACGCCAAGAGGGACCUCCGCACUGACACGAUUUAUAUGAGCAUUGAGUGACGAUUGCUCGUUGCUAGCUAACUGGCCAAGCUAGCCUUAGCUGAUCCGCCGCAAACUCCCCUACUUUCCGUCGUUGUAAGUGACCCUCCCUGGUGUGAACUGCGGCCAGUCACUGUCGCAGCUUCUGUUGCUGUCAACUGGUAUUUCGGAUAUUUGGUUUUAAGAGGGACACAAUGGGGGCAUUUCUGGACAAACCAAAGAUGGAAAAAUACAAUUCCCUUGGUGAGGGUAAUCACCUGAGGUAUGGGCUGAGCAGUAUGCAGGGUUGGCGGGUAGAGAUGGAAGAUGCACACACAGCAGUAAUUGGUUUGCCUCAUGGUCUCGACCUCUGGUCGUUCUUUGCUGUUUAUGAUGGGCACGCUGGCUCGCAGGUGGCCAAAUACUGCUGUGAGCACCUGCUGGAGCACAUCACCAGCAACUCAGACUUCCAGAGUGCUCUGCAGGAGGACCCCUCCGUGGAUAGCGUGAAGAAAGGGAUCCGCACAGGAUUCCUGCAGAUUGAUGAACACAUGCGAACCAUCUCUGAGAAGAAGCACGGCGUGGACCGCAGCGGCUCUACUGCAGUGGGAGUGAUGAUUUCACCAAGCCAUGUCUACUUUAUUAACUGUGGCGACUCACGAGGACUCAUCAGCCGGGGCGGAGCUGUCCACUUCUUCACACAAGAUCACAAACCCAGCAACCCUCUGGAGAAGGAAAGGAUCCAGAAUGCCGGUGGCUCAGUCAUGAUCCAGCGAGUUAAUGGGUCCCUAGCUGUGUCUCGAGCUCUGGGAGACUUCGACUACAAGUGUGUGCAUGGAAAAGGCCCGACAGAGCAGCUUGUCUCUCCUGAGCCUGAAGUUUAUGCAAUAGAGAGAUCCGAGGGGGAAGAUGAAUUCAUUAUUCUAGCUUGUGAUGGCAUCUGGGAUGUCAUGGCCAAUGAAGAACUGUGUGACUUUGUCAGGUCAAGGCUAGAGGUGACGGAUGAUCUUGAAAGAGUCAGCAAUGAAAUUGUUGACACCUGCUUGUACAAGGGAAGCCGGGACAAUAUGAGUGUUGUGUUAAUCUGCUUUCCUGGGGCCCCAAAGGUGUCUCCAGAAGCGGUGAAACGGGAGGCUGAGCUGGAUAAAUAUCUGGAGGCCAGAGUAGAAGAGAUCAUCAAAAAGCAGGGGGAUGAAGGUGUCCCAGAUUUGGUCCAUGUAAUGCGGACGUUAGCAUCUGAGAGCAUCCCUAACCUCCCUCCUGGUGGAGAACUGGCCAGCAAACGAAGUGUUAUUGAAGCGGUGUACAACAAACUCAACCCCUACCGAAGUGAUGACACAGACUCUGCGUCCACAGACGACAUGUGGUAACACAACCUCCUACCACUAACACAGCAUAGAGUUUACAAACCACCAUCCUCUCAAGACCCACAGCAGCUCAGCUCAGCAGUCUGUCUCUCCGUCACUCUGAGCUUUUGGUUUCUAAGAAGGGAAUUUCAUGGGAGGAGGAGGAGAAGGAGGAGGAGGAAGAGGAGUUGCAUGCACACAAACCUGGAAUAGUGCAGCACCAAGUCCACUCUGGAGUUCAGGAUCCCCACCGUCUUGUCUCCCCUUUUUGUUCACCCACCUUAAUACUCUCCUCUAAAGUAAUCCAUAACAAGUGAGUCCACAAGGUUUUCUUUUUUUUUUUUUUUUGUUAAAUAAUCAGCUUAAGUAGUAAGAUUUUUUUGCUGUAAUUAAUUUGAUUCACAUUUCCUUAUGUGUGUUUGUAUAUUUCUGUUUUUGUGAAGUGCAAUUGUCCUGUACAAACAGCCUGUAUUUAAUGCAGCUUGAUUUUAAGUUAAAAAAUGAAAGAAAUGAAAAAGAGAACCUUUUAUGCACUAUCUGCCUUUUCCUGCUCUUCUGGAAUUCUAACAAAUGUCUAUUCAGUGAAUAUUACUGCUUGUCCUCCAGGCACAAUGUCUCUGCGCUUUUACUUUACUUUAGGGUUUGUUUUUUUUUCCAGUUAGUCUAUGCUCCUUUAAGAAACGGGUAAAUUGUAUAGUUGACAGCACAGUAAGCUCUCUAUAUCAAACCAUUUAAAUCCUAAUUAUUUUUUCCCUGUGCUUUUUUUAUUGUAUUUUAUUUUUGUAAGUGGUUUUCUGUACAUGCUCAAAUAAUAAUUGCAAAGUGUUUUUCAGUCAUUUUGGACGUGUGAAGUGAAAAAAAAUCUCUUUUUUUUCCCUUUUCAUUUCUUCGAGGCAUCUGAUGAAAAAGACCCCUGUUUAACACGUUUGUCAGAUAGAUACUUGCAAGCGUGCGUGGGUGCUUGUGUGUAUGUGUGUGCGCACGUGUGUUAGUUUAAAGGCAGAUCUAUAUGUGCAACUCUUAAUUUAAAAUUUUUUGCUAAGGUGGUUCAGACAACAGACCAGGCUGGAGUUUAAGGGAAUUGCUAUCCCAAUGCGCUUACCCCAUUGUCUGCCCUUCUCAGCUGGUGUUUCAUAUCGACCCGACACAGGUUUUCACUACUUCUUAUUCCAAAAGCUUUGGAUAACAGAGUUUACAUGCUGUUACGCUAUUUGAACAACUUCAAGCCAGAACUAUACUGUAACCUGAGAUGACAAAAGUAGUUCAAUUUACCCACAGUGUACAAUGGUUUGCAGCUAGUCAGGUCUCGACUAGCUUACACAUCUAUUGUGUCAUAUUUUAAUUUCAGUUUCUAAAACAUUCAUUGUUAGCAGUGCCCACUGAGGGUGCCAUAUGAUUUAUGAUCACUUGUUUCAGCUUUAUGACAGCCUAUGCCAAGUUUUUUUUUUUUUCAUGAGAUUCAGUUUGUGUGUGGUACAGAUACUAUUUUAGCUUCUAUCUUUAACAUUAUCUGGUAAUUUGACUGAUGUAAACAGCUUAAGCACUGACUAUUUUAGAGAAAAUCACCCAUUAAUAGUCUGAUGAUAAACUAUUGACUCUAAAAAAGGCUUCUUCUUUUUUUUUUUUUUUUUUUUUACAUGGUCUUUAUUUGGACGUUCAAACUAAGAACAAAUCCGCUUACUUCAAUGAGUUCUCAUGGUUGUAUAGCAUCUUUUUAUUCCCAUUGGGUUUGUUCUGCUCAAAAACCUUCCCCCCCUCCACGGCACCACAAGCCAGAGCACAAUACAGUUUGCUGCUAUUGAUUCGCGAGUUGAUUUUCAGCAAAUUUUACCCUCUGAAAAGAUGAAUAGUCACUGACUAAAUCUGUAUUUACCACACACAGUAGAUAUAUUUCUUGAAGAGAAAUGGUUUUAUUUCAGAUUUAUUUUCUGCCUUUUUUUGUCUAAAAUUGCAUUGUUGGAAAUUUAUGUAUGUAUAUAUUUUUGACUUAAACUCUCAAGGAAUAAAUCAUGUCGCUUGAGUUAGCUUUUUGCCAUGGACAGAAUGUGAUUCUGGUUUGUCUCGGGAUGGUUAGCUGAAUACUUUGGAAAUGGUUUCCCUGUUCUAUCACUUUGGUGUCUCUGAUCUACACUUUGUGAAAGCUUCAUUCAUAGAACAUGAUGGUAAUAAUGUACUAAAAAUGUAAUUCUUCAUCUAUCAAAAUGACAAUCCUAACUAUUUCACCACAUUUGGGUUUGUGGUGGGUAGCAAAUUAUGAAAUGUUAAACAGAACAUAGAUUUUAACUUUGACUAGAAUCCUAAAUGAGCUGCUUUCUAAUAUGCUUUAGUGGCAAAAAGGCCAAAGACCACCCAGAUUUUGUAAGUGCAAAGCCUAUAUGAAAAGAACUAUUAAUAUAAAAGAGAACCUAGCUGUAACCAGGUAGAAGAUGUUAAAGUGUAAAGAUGUUAGAGAGUCAUCUUAACUUUAAAGGUACUCUGUGGAGUUUUUGACCACCAGUGGUGCUGUUGAGAAAUUUCUUGAUGAGCGGGUCCUUGCUUUACUAGCAAGAAUGAACGUACAGGACACGAACAUGGGUGACGUGAUGUGCGCUUCUGACUGCAGGGGGCAGUAAUGUGUAUACAAAUGGUUGCGGCAAUUUGCCAAUGCACCUAAAAGAAAAAAAGACGAUAAGACUGCAAGCUAAUGUAAAAGGUGCAGGUUUCAUGAGACGUGGAAUGGCAGUGAACAUGUUUGUUAAGCCUUAAAGGCAUAAAAAAUCAUUUUGGAAAGAUAUGUUGCAUGUAAAUUAAAUUCUGAGUUUAAAGUGGAAACUCCAUCUGGUACCUUUUAAGCAGACAGUGUCAUCUCUCCUAAAAACGUAAAUAGCAGCACAGUUGUAAUAAAUCAGAUUCCCUGUUAAAGUGGUGGCUCACUAAAGCAAAACAUGUCCGUGAAAUAGGGAAAAUUUAUUUUUGUGUGUUUGUUUGCUUAGUUUCACUGAAUUUUCCUUUUUCCAGAAAUAAAGAAAAAGACAAAACCGCCACACUUCAGUGUUGGAAAACAAUUUUGUAUUUCUACCACAGUACUUAUAUACUGACUGUACUUAUAUCAUGUAAAAGGAAAACUCAUUCAUUGUUUGAUAACAGAAGAUUGGAGAAAACGUAUUAGUUUGUGUGAAUUUAGAUAAGCAGUUUAUAGUGCAUCUGGAAGCUGUUUUAUUAUUUUGCGCUGCAUUGCUUGUAUUUUUUAAGCCAGUGCACUAAAUGUCUCUCUUAUCAACUAGUUUUCAGCAACCAGCUGCUUGUUUUGAUGACUCUGAAAGCAACCUUUCAUGCUUUUUUUUUUUUUUUUCAAGCUCAAUAAGGAACAAACAUAUAUUUCUUUGCCACUUGGGGCCAUCACCUAAUCUUUAUAUCCCCCACACCCCCCAUGGACUGUCCUGCACUUGCCCCUCAAAUUCUACUUUUUAGGAUGUGACCCUUAGACGAUGCUGGUUAACAACUCAUUCCACAGAAUGAACAUAAAUGUAGAAAUAAACUUUUUUAAAUAUUCAAAAUUGCUGUAGUUGGAAUGUUAGCAGAUAUUUACAGUGGCUUGGCUGUGAUUUGUAAGGGUGUUUUGUUUCAGUGAAGUUUCAAACGCAUCCCUUUUACUCCCACCGCCCCAACAAAAAAAAAAGAACAAACAAACAAAAAAAAGAUCCCAACAUCCUUUCUCCUUGUUUUAAUUUUUCAUGAAACUAAAAUACCUCAUAACAUUUAUAGGAAGUGUUUUUGUCUUGUGUUCUGUAGAUCCAAACUGUUCAGAAAGCAGUUCAUGUGUGCAGACUAAUGAGAGCAGUUUUUCUUGUGGUUUUCCCCCCUAGAACUUAGGAUUUGAACACACUAUUGAGUGGGAUAAGCCUGUGCUCAUGUAUAGUAUUUGACUGAAUUGUAAUAAUGUUAAAAAAACAAGUAACGAUUUAAGUGGCUACUGCGAAUGACGACUUCUUUUAGCAUCUAGGAAACACUAUUGGCCUUGUUGUAUAAGCUGAUGCCCCUUCAAAACGCCCUCAAACGCCUCACCUGUGUAACUUCACCAACUUGUCCACUUGUGUGAUGCUCACUUAGCUUAAAAAAAAAAAAGAUCUAGAAUUGUAUCAAGAAUUCAGGGUUUUAGAAAUGUGAGAUGUGUGAGAAAAUAGGUGUGACUACAUGACAAUAGUCAUAUGCACUGAUCAUCUGUAUAAUCAGCUUUUCUCAGAAAAUGUUAUUGUAGAGGAAAAAAAAAAGAGUUUAAAGCUAUUUACAGAGUUAUGUUUGGUUGCCUGGAAUGCAUCCUGUAUAUUCUUGUACGGAGGACUACCUGGCAGAAGUUGAAGAGAUUUUAAUUGCUUGCGCCCUCUUGUACAUAUUGAUGUACCUCGGUUGUGGCGUUUACUGUGUGACCCUUAGCAGCGGUGGUUUAUUUGCCCCCUGCGACCUGAGCCUCACUUUGCUGACCUUUUUUCAGCUCAUAAAUAAGCUCACCGAUUUGCCUUACCCAAUCUCAUGUUGCCCCCUGAAGUACUUGUUCAACAAAACACUAUGAGGAAGAGUAAUGCUGCUGACAUUACACUCUUUAUAGAUUUAAAAACUGUCUCCAUGUUAGGGUACUUACACUAUCAACAAAGUGACUCUGUCCUGGUUGUCACAAGGUACAACUUUUCAACCAUCACUGGUUUGUAUGCUAUUUCCCCCCUCCCCCCUCCCCCCCCAUGAUACCGUUUUUUUGAAUCUCAGUCUUGAAAAGCUUAUUUAAUUUUUCACUGCAGAUGAUGUCAUACUUUUAACAAAUGCAAGUGUUUUAACAUGGUAACCUCGUAAGCAUUCAAAAAUGUGCAUACAUACAUUCAUGUCUGCUAUAUUUAUGAUUACAUUCAAGAAUAGCUUUAGAGUGCUGUAGAUAAGUAUUGUCAAUGUUGAUUCAAAUGCUUCUCAGAGGCCUCUGUGAGUUAUUUUACAAAGUUCAAUAACUGUAUAUUUUGUAUUAUGUUCUAGCUCCAAAGGAAUGGCAGAAAAAAAAAAGAAAAUGUUGAAAAAAGCUUUGUUCCCUGAACUAAAUUGUACUAUUUGUGUUGUCGAUUGAACAAAUUGCAUUCCUUGCUUGUGAAUUGAUGCAUUUCUCUCUCUGCUCCUUAAAUUUUCUCCCCUUCUUUCCCUCCUUUCUUUCAUUUUUUUAGCCUUUGAAGUUUGAAUAAAAUUUCUAGUUUGCAGAAUGUAUUACUAAAUAAAUGGGUUGUCAUCUUGUA